Messenger RNA from Pogonomyrmex barbatus (red harvester ant), 882 nucleotides. RefSeq names its product odorant receptor 13a-like. Lineage: Eukaryota; Metazoa; Arthropoda; Insecta; Hymenoptera; Formicidae. Gene Ontology annotation, molecular function: odorant binding; olfactory receptor activity. Gene Ontology annotation, biological process: detection of chemical stimulus involved in sensory perception of smell; sensory perception of smell. The record is from RefSeq and is a predicted model, not a curated record. Gene Ontology annotation, cellular component: plasma membrane.
AUGAUCGCGGAGGAUUGGAUAAUAUCAAAAAAUAUGGAAGAAAGGAAUGUAAUGAUCAGAAGAGCGCAGAGUGCACGCUUAAUUAUUAUAUGUGCAUAUUGCCUGGAUGCAGUAGGAUGUUUUUUUCUCAUUAUUCUACCUCGAUUUGGAAUAUCUAUACGGUUAACUUCCAAUAUUACUGAUCCAGGCAGACUAAUGCCUUUACAAACCCACUAUAUUUACGAUAUAACAAAACGAUUGCAGUACGAAGUAACAUUCAUUAGUCAAUCGAUUUACAUUUUUCUCGCCGUCAUAUCUUAUACUGGAAUCGAUAAUUUUCUCGGACUACUAGUUUUUCAUAUAUCUGGUCAAUUGGACAUUCUCAAGAAUCGUUUGACACGUUUGGAUAAAUAUAUUAAUUCUCAUGACAUAUUAAAGAAUUGCAUUGUUCGACACAUUCGUUUAUUUAGGACCAUUGCUGUUAUUGAAGAUACAUAUAAUAUCAUUCUUCUCUCAUUAUUUAUAUAUUUUGCGAUACUUUUUGCUUUUUACGGUUUUCGUAUAAUUAACCUAUUCGAUGAGGAAAAUAAUUUGUCACUUACUCGAUUAAUGUUCUGCAUAUCUACAAUUUUUAAUUUAUUUGGACAGAUGUGUCUAUAUUGUGCUCUCGGUGAAUUUUUGAUGGCCCAAUAUAACAACGUAUAUUAUGCAGCUUACAAUAAUAAAUGGUAUGCCAUGAAUAAAAAAACUGUACAAAACUUGUUAUUCCUGCAGAUAAGAGGCAAUAAACCAGUUUAUCUCACUGCUGGAAAAAUGUUCCCCAUGACGUUGACCACAUUUUGCGGUUUAAUUAAAACUUCACUUGGAUAUAUAUCCGUUUUGCAUACGAUGAAACGUUAUUAG